AUGCAGGAUACAACAAUCAGCAGCCAACAUCAAAAGCAGACAAAUCCUAUGCUGGAAUCCUGCACCCAGCAGCAAGUCUACACUGGGAAAGACACAACAUUCAGCAGCACACAUCAAAUGCAGAAAAAUCCUAGGCUGGAAUCCUGCACCCAGCAGCAAGUCUACACAGGGACCGACACAACAUUCAGCAGCACACAUCAAAUGCAGAAAAAUCCUAGGCUGGAAUCCUGCACCCAGCAGCAAGUCUACCAAAUUUCCAACAACACAAAUUUGCAGGGAUUCGAAAUUAUACCUAUGAGAUGCACGGAUUGGGGGUCCUCAGGGCUUUGUGCUGUUUUGUCCUUUGAGCUUGUGUGCUGA
This is a messenger RNA of Prunus armeniaca (apricot), 360 nucleotides long. The record is from the annotation of a GenBank genome assembly. NCBI's taxonomy places the organism in Eukaryota, Viridiplantae, Streptophyta, Magnoliopsida, Rosales, Rosaceae.